Messenger RNA from Aspergillus campestris IBT 28561, 2088 nucleotides. RefSeq names its product dipeptidyl peptidase III. The record is from RefSeq and is a predicted model, not a curated record. Gene Ontology annotation, cellular component: cytoplasm. Bases 1 to 2088 code for a protein of 695 amino acids. Gene Ontology annotation, molecular function: dipeptidyl-peptidase activity; metalloexopeptidase activity. Lineage: Eukaryota; Fungi; Ascomycota; Eurotiomycetes; Eurotiales; Aspergillaceae. The transcript has 8 exons. Gene Ontology annotation, biological process: proteolysis.
AUGAAAGCUCCCCAGAUAUCACAGCUCUCAGUGGCAUCCGCAUUCGAUGCCCUGGAUCCCAAGCAAAAGCUUUACGCCCAUUACAUGGCUAAGGCAGCAUGGGCUGGCUCGCGCAUUGUCUUUAGACAAGUAUCACCGGAAGCCAACGACAUAUUCGAUUUUGUAAUUGCGCUCUACGACGGCUGCGAUGGGGACUGGGAACGCCUCGCUACUGUAGCGGGCGUCGAGUUCCAUGAUGUACAAUUGCUGCUGGACUACGCUGCGACGUUCCUGUCCAAUAUGGGGAACUACUAUGGCUCUGGUGAUCAGAAGUUUACGCCUGCUAUUUCUGCAGAGAAACUCGCUGCCCUAGCGGACUCUGCUUCCCCACGUGCGGCUGCACUUUGGGGGCAUAUUCGGGAUGCAAUCCUUCAGGAAACCCCACUCAGCCUGGGACCACCGUCUGACUUGACUCAGAGUGCUUAUUACCCAGGAUUUGAAGGCCCCUCAUUUCAGGAAGACAUGGCGCAUAUUUCAAAAACCAUAGAUGAGCUGGCCAUACUUCCGGAAAACACCCGAGUGGAGAAAAAGCGUAUCUCUCCGGAUAUAGAGGUCUUCAAUAUACUCCAGGCGUCUGUGGCUGAAAAGACGUCGACUUGCCAUGUGACCAGCGAUCCCACCUCUGACGGGAGGAUCAUUCGUCUGGUGAACGGGGAUCACAAGGAGGAGAUGACGCGCAUAUCUGCUUAUUUGUCCAAGGCUCUCCAGUACACUUCUAAUAGAUCCCAGGAUCACAUGGUACAAAAACUUCUAGAAAGUUUUAUCACCGGCAACCUGGAAACAUACAAAGAUGCCCAAAGGCUUUGGGUGAAUGACAAGGCCCCGCCGGUUGAGACAGUGCUCGGGUUUGUCGAGCCUUACCGCGAUCCACUGGGGGUUCGAUCUGAGUUUGAAGGAAUUGUGGGCAUACCUGAUGCUAACGAGACGAAGAUACUGGGGGAGUUGUCAAGGAUGGCGGACAAGUUCGUCUGCCGACUGCCGUGGGUGACUAGUGACAGCGACGAUAAAGGGCCCUUCGAGAAGGAGAAAUUCGAAGCGCCAGACUUUUCCAGCGUUCAAAGCCUUGCAUAUUGCUCGAGUAUCAUUUUUCCAGGGAUAAACCUUCCCAACUACAACGAUAUCCGCCAAGAGACAGGCUACAAAGGCAUCAUCUUCUCUAAUCGCAUGGUCGCAGAGAGUCGUCGGCCAAGGGGUCUACACCUGGUUGACAAAUCAGAACAAGAUACCUUCAAAAAGCACCGGUUUCACGCAUAUUAUAUCUGGGUUGUUCUGCAUGAAAUUCUAGGACAUGGAACCGGAAAGUUCCUGAACGAGUCCACCCCAGGUAGUUACAAUUUCGAUCCGGAUAAUCCGCCACUGAACCCAAUUACCGGAAAGCCAGUCAGUACCUGGUAUGGACCUGGCCAGACGUGGACUGGGGUAUUUGGCGAUCUUUCGACAACCGUGGACGAAUGUAGGGCUGAGCUUGUGGGAGCUUACUUGAUUGAUGAUCAGGAUAUAUCGGCUUUGUUUGGAUACAGCCAACAAGGAGAGGUAACACCAGAUGACGUUGUCUACAACUUGUACCUCCAACUAGGUACAGACGGACUUCGAGGUUUAGAAAACUAUGACCCUACCACAAAAAAAUGGGGCCAAGCCCAUAGCCGGGCCCACUACGCCAUGCUUCGUCAUCUCCUCCGCGACACCCAAGGCCUCUACACUGUUAUAUGCGACCCACAAGCCGGCGAGCUCACGGUGAAGGUUGAUAGAAACCUCAUUAUCCAACAAGGGAAGCCCUCCCUUGGUCGCAUGCUGUUGAGACUGCACAUGUAUCGGUGCACUGCGGAUAUCGCUGGCUGUCGUACGUUUUACGAAGACCUCACGGCCGUGGACGACGAGGCCUUGAAAUGGAGAGAGAUCGUCAUCGCCAAAAAGGAUCCACCACUGAUAUUCUCUCAUGCGAAUACGUAUCUCGAUGGAGAUACUGUCAACUUACGGGAGUAUGAGCCAACAUCUAAGGGUAUUAUCCAAAGCUGGGCCGAGAGAGGGAUAGAUGCGGUUGUCGCAUGA